AUGCCUGCGCUGCGGUCUUCAAGUCAAGACUAUGCCCGUCAAGUAUCAACGAAUGCCUCAACGCACACCAAGCAAAGAUCAACGAGGUCAAUACCCUCAGUUUUGAAGAAAUAUGAAACACGAUAUAUGUCACGGAAUCGACAUCUUUCAAAAUGCAAUUCACCAAGCAGCUCAUCCCCCUCCGCUGCAAAUAUUGCACCAGCAGAGAUUCUACUGGAGAUUUUUACCAUGCUGACACCGCGGGACUUUGACAACGCCCGGCGGACAUGCUCACAGUGGAUGCGGGUUAGCUUAAAUCACAAGCUACUUGAGAAUAUGUUGAAAAGAGCAGGGUGGUGGGAUGCAUGGCUACAAGACCGCCAAACGCCACGCAUCUCCCGGUUAGAUGAGAGUGAGGUUUGGAGAAUGAGUCGUCGCUUUGCGACAGAAUGUCUCCUUUCGGGGCGGAAGUUGAAUAUCGAGAAGCCGGGCUUUUUGGCUACCGCUGUGGUAGACUUUUCAAGUCUGUCUGAUUCUACCAGAAGAAAAUCCCACGCUCAACUUCAACCGGUUUGGCAGAUGGCCGAAGGGAAAGGGUCGGGGGUGUCAACUUUCAGCAUCAGCAGUUGCAGCAACUACCUGCUCGUGACGACAGGCUGCAUGAUCUAUAUUUAUACUCUUCUGGGUCGAAAGUCUAGGCCAACAUCAACAGACUUCGGCAAUGAUGACUUGGCGCUAGUCUCGCGCAUCUCGUGUCCAUUCGAUGUUCUCUCAGCAGCCAUCGAUACCAGCAAGCCCCAAUUCACCAUCGCUGCAUUGCUUUGCAACCGCGUUGGCAUGGUCUGCAACAUGGAUAUGGCUUGGGUCAAGGAGUCAGCUACCAAGGGGUCUCAUUCUAAUAGCAGAGCCACCUCAUCCCGCCACUUCUUCUACAACAUCUGCACUGUGGACAACCCACCCCGAACGGUUGCUCUAUGUCCCGGCAGGCCGAUAGUCGCCUUCGGCUGCGCUGCGGGCAUCGAAAUCCACAGUGUGAACGAGACAAAACGCAAUGAACAACGCAAACACUUCACCCUCCCCCAACCCUCCGAAAUCCUUCAUUUCCUCCCAAGUAGUCCUGAAACACCCAACGAGCUACGUCUCAUUUCCUCGCUAUCAGGACCAGGCUUGUACGAAUGCAAAUGCCCCCCCUUCGCCCUCCCCUUCAUCUUCAUCCUUCUCAACAUCACCAAAACUCGACCCAAAAAGCAGCCAAUUCCAUUUCCUCGCCGAUAUCCAGACCUUCAACAACCGCCGCAUUCCACAUACCCCAUCCCGCAGCUUCGUCCGCGCAACACACUGCCACCACUAUCGCGCCGUCCCCAUUAA
Penicillium mononematosum is the source of this 1347-nucleotide messenger RNA. RefSeq lists its product as uncharacterized. NCBI's taxonomy places the organism in Eukaryota, Fungi, Ascomycota, Eurotiomycetes, Eurotiales, Aspergillaceae. The record is from RefSeq and is a predicted model, not a curated record. Gene Ontology annotation, molecular function: protein binding. The transcript has a single exon. The coding region runs from base 1 to 1347 and encodes 448 amino acids.